Molecule: messenger RNA, 2091 nt
Organism: Mytilinidion resinicola
Lineage: Eukaryota; Fungi; Ascomycota; Dothideomycetes; Mytilinidiales; Mytilinidiaceae
Product: oligomeric Golgi complex subunit 6
Exons: 2
Coding region: 1-2091 (696 amino acids)
Biological process (GO): intra-Golgi vesicle-mediated transport
Cellular component (GO): COG complex
Source: RefSeq, a predicted model, not a curated record
AUGGCGAGCAGUUACUUCCAGGAGAGGUCCACUCCCGCUUCGCCAGACCUCCUGUCGCCGGCCACGCCCUCUAUCGGGGUCUCGUCCCGAACCUCCAAUGCUCUAUCCAGCAGGAUCACCAGCGUCCUGUCGGCAUCAUAUGCUGACCUCGAUAUUCGAGAUGCCUUGGAGACGCUCAAUGGCAGGGGCAUUCGCAAUACCGCCGAGACAAGGCGGCAGUUGAGGCUAGAUGUCCAGAAAGAGGUUAUCCAAUGCAACGGUGACAUCGUGAAAGAUUUCGGUCAAGUCGCAGAGCAACUGAAAAGAAUUGGGGCGGCGAUCUCGAAUCUGAACCAGAGCUGUGCGGACCUUCGUGGGCACAUUUCUGCGGCAAAUCAGGAGACUGGCCCUGUUCUGGAGGAGGCAACCAGCCUUAUGAAUCAAAGAAAGCAAGUUGAGAUGAAGCAGCGUGUGCUGGAUGCAUUCAGUUCGCACUUUGUCAUAACCGAAGAGGAAGCUACCGCAUUGACCUCCACCGCCGAGCCUGUGGACGAGGAAUUUUUCCAGACCCUUACCAGGGCAAAGAAGAUUCAUUACGACUGCCAAGUGCUUUUGGGGACCGAGGAUCAGCGACUUGGCCUUGAGAUUCUCGAGCAAAGCUCCAAGCAGCUGAAUUCAGCCUUUCAAAAGUUGUACCGCUGGAUUCAGCGUGAGUUCAAGACCCUGGACCUAGAGAAUCCUCAGAUCAAUGCCUCCAUACGAAGGUCUCUGCGAGUGCUGGCAGAGCGGCCAACGCUAUUCCAAAGCUGUUUGGACUUCUUCGCCGAAGCGCGGGAAAAUAUACUAUCAGAUUCAUUUUACACCGCCCUCACCGGCUCCGCUGCGGAUUUGCAGAGCUUGUCGUCCAUGAAGCCAAUCGAGUUCCAUGCUCACGACCCCCUCCGAUAUGUGGGGGACAUGCUUGCUUGGGCACAUUCAGCCACUGUCUCAGAGAGAGAAGCACUCGAGGUCUUGUUUAUCUCGGAGGGCGAUGAGAUUGCCCGCGGAAUUCAAGCAGGUCUAGAAAGCGAACCUUGGUCCCGACUGGAAGGCGACGAGGAAAUAUUCGACGGCCGCAAAGCCUUAAACCAACUUGUCAGUCGCGAUCUUACAGGAGUUGCACGACUGUUGCGACAACGAACCGAACAAGUCAUACAGAGUCACGAAGAUGCAACUCUUGCGUACAAAAUUGCGAAUCUCAUUGCUUUUUAUAAGAACACCUUCUCACGGCUACUCGGCAAUGACUCCGAGGUCCUCGAUGUCUUUACCGGACUGGAGGAAUCGGCAAUGAGGCAAUUCCGUGCAAACAUGAGAGACCAUGUUGCUGCUGUUCAGAGCGACCUUGCAGUUGCUCCGGAUGACUUGUCACCGCCAGAAUUCCUUGAAGAUGCACUUCAAAUGCUCAAGACAUUGGCAAAGAGCUACGAUACAUCCAUUGCCGCAACCGACGAACGAGACAACGGGUUCCAAGCCGUACUGUCCGAAGCCCUUGACCCGUUCCUGAGUGGCUGCGAGAACCUAUACAAAAGACUCGCCGACCCGAAGAACGACAUAUUUGCCAUUAACUGUUUAUUAGCGGCUAAGAACAUCCUUGCACCUUACUCAUUCGCGAGUGAUCGCAUCAGCGAGAUAGAAGAUACUAUCGGCGAGCACUCCGCUAAGCUGGUAGAGUCUCAGCAUCGAUACUUGACAUACGAAUCUGGCAUUGACGUCUUGCUCAACGCAGUCAGCGAAAUGUCUGACUCAGCGGAAGACAUAUCAUCUCUUGCUUCACUGGAGCCUUUUAAGCCCGAACACCUGAUUGCCACAAGCCAGCAGCUAGAUGACUUCCUUCCCUCGGCGCUUAUGGACGCGGCAGAAAAUAUCAAAAGGCUGAGGAACUCGAGAAUGGUUCAGAAAAUCACGGAGGAAGCAGCAGACAAGUUCUGCGAGGAUUUCGAGUUCCUGGAAAGUAAGAUUAUAGCAGCGGAUGAGUUGCUGGAUGACGAAAGUGAAUCGGAAGAUCAGGCAGUGGUGAGGCUAAGGGAUAUUUUCCCUCGCACGAGCGAUGAAAUUCGGGUUCUUCUAAGCUAG